Naegleria gruberi is the source of this 1284-nucleotide messenger RNA. RefSeq lists its product as uncharacterized. The record is from RefSeq and is a predicted model, not a curated record. The coding region runs from base 1 to 1284 and encodes 427 amino acids. The transcript has a single exon. NCBI's taxonomy places the organism in Eukaryota, Heterolobosea, Eutetramitea, Acrasida, Naegleriidae.
AUGAGAUUCGUCAGAGAGCGUCUUGAAGUCGUUACCUGUUACAUUCCUUUCAAUGGUGAGGCGGUUGGUGAUAACACUUCUCAAAGUUUACAGAAGACUCCUGGUAAGAACCAUUAUCCAUCCAAUGCUUGCUUUAACGUUUUUUGGUAUCAACAACCAACAUGGACACCACCUUUCUGCAAGUAUCUAAUAGAAUAUUAUGAUACUCUCAAAUCAUUACCAAGUGCUUCGGAAGGUGCUAGUGCUGUUGUUAGAUUAAGUUCCACGAGGCAAACUGGUAACAACUCUUUUGUUCGAAGUUCAGGCUCUGGAUUUUACCUUCUUCCCAACACAAUUAUUACAACUAGUCAUGUUGAAGCUGAACUUGAGAGAAUUGGUGGUAAAAUAACUGCAUUCAGCAAUGCAUGGAACAAUAGCAAUUCAACAAUUUUGCCUACCAGGAUCAGAACCUUGCAUUCUGGGAAAACUAUCAAAGAUUCCCAAUUGGGUAAUUUAUUUCCGGUCACUUAUAGUUGGGUUGGAAGAGAUCCUAUCACUACCAAAGUAGGAGACUUUGAUUACUUUGAUGUCACCGCAAUGGACUUUACUACUGGUUCUCUUGGUAAUAAGGUUUUUUUCAUUCCUUCUCCAAGAAUUUUGCAACCUAAUGAUGAAAUUAUUUCUCUUUCUUAUCCAGGAGACAAGCAUCAACAACCUCCUUAUUCUAGUAGCCUUACUUAUGUUGAUUGGGCUCCAAGUGAAUCCUUUUUGAAGGACAAUAUCUUUAAUGGCUACGGAAAGUUAUGUGCAAGUGUUGGGACGAUUAUGCACCCAUACAAAUUGUCAGAAAAUGGAUUUGUAGAAAAAGAUGAAAACUUUCGUUACGAUUCGUCUAAUCAAGAAUGUUUGGCAAGCUCUGAAUGCUUAAUAUAUGGAAGUUCUGGUGGUGUUAUGAUUUCAAAAUUCUCACAAGUGUAUCAAAUUGGAGAGUAUACAUUAGUUGAGUUUAAUGCUAUCCACACUGGUGGAGAGUUUGUUCGAUGUUCAGAUUGUUUGAAAGAAAGUUCAUCUGCUUACAUAAUUUCUCCACCAGAUUCUUGGAGAUUGUGUGGAACUUGUGUUAAUAAUGUAAACAUUUCUUUCAAUAAUGCAAUUACAUACUCUACAAGUAUUUCAGUUCAUUCAAAGCCAUUUGUUGAAUUUUAUUCAAGUGUUAUUCUUCCACAACUUUGUAAACUUCCACUCACAACAAUUCCUGAUUCACUUAUUGAAUACUGUCAAAUGCAUCAAAUUAAUAUCAAAUAA